AUGCCGACUUUAAGAUGCCGAUGCUGCAGCGCAGUCCUAACCAAGCCGUCCCCCGCGCUGCUAUGCCGGCCGUGCAAGGUGGUGGGGUCGGGGGGAACCGUGCGCGUGCGACCGGGCGUCUGGCGGCUGGCGCGUUGGCGGGUCAACGAAUGGGUGCAGAUGGGUCGGAUACGGCACGUGCAGGAGCUGGUGGAGGAGAUUCGCACGCGCGGACUGCUGCUCAUCGUCGCCGCGAUCGUUCUCGCGUAUGCCAUGUCGCUGACAAGCCCCUCGGUGCUCCUCAACCUACCGGUGGCCCUCGGGAUCCUCGCCGUCGCUCGCUGGCUCAUGCUCGAGCUGCAGGCGCGGGCCAAUGCCAGCCUGCCACGUGUGCACUACGAGCAGGUGCACGCGCCCUUCCAGCCUAUCACGACCGCCGACGCCCUCCCGCGGCCGUCAGAUGCGGCCGGGCUGGCGCUGGUGGGAUCACCGCUGGUGGAAGCGUCUCUUGACGAGUUCGUGCGCUCCAUUAUCAAGGACUUUGUGACGAACCAGUUCUAUGCGUACCUGACGCCAGAUAGGGAGAUGCCAGAGGAGCUGCGCUGUGUGCUGCUGGCCGUGCUGGGAGAGGUGGCUCGCCGGGCCAAGCGGGUCAACCUCGUUGCGCUGCUCACCAGCGACGCGCAGUGCAAGGUGGUGCGCUGCAUGGCUCGCGAGCUCCUCUCCUGCUGCGUGCUGCUGCCCUCGCUCAAGCAGGCCAACCCCAGAGUGAUCAACGAUGCCAUACUCUCCUUCCUCGACAAGCACCCCUCCUCUUCCACCUCACAACCGCCCUCCGCGCCUUCAGCCCCUGCCACCGCUACCCCACCACCAGCCUCAGCAACUGCAGCCACAGCUGCAGCAGCAGCAGCAGCAGCAGCAGUGGCAACAGCAGCAGGUGCUGCAGCGGCGGGGAUGGCAGCAGGUGGUGGAGUGUCCGCCGGGGCAGGAUCAGGUCUGGGUGGCAGAGCUGUAGGGGCAGCAGAUUCGUCGCUGAUUGCGCCUCUCAAGGCCAUGCCUCCCCAGGAUAAGCCUCCCCUGGGUCGUUCCCCUGCGCUGCUGCAGCCAAUGAGUGCCUCUUCCUCAAUGGCAUCCUUGGCCCCUCAGCUCAUCGCCGCUACUCCCCUCCCUCUGCACCCCUCUGGCCCCUCCGGUGGCUUUAAUGGCUCUCCUGGGCUUGAAGGGUCGAGUGGGUCUACUGCUGGUGGUGGUGGUUUGGGGAGCCAAGGCACGCUGAGCAGCAGCGGUGAGAAGCACGGGGGUGGGGGGUUUUCGUUGCACUCCCACCAGCUUUCAAACGCCUCUGGCUGUUCCCAGCCCGCUGCACCUGCUGCAGCAAGCACCGCAUGUCUUCACAUGCCGCCUCCUCCUCCCCCUGCUCCCGAUGCAUCUGGCCCGUUGGUUCAUCCCAAUCAAAGGGCUGCUGUAGCUGCGCAUGAAGGGGCUGAUGGGAUGGCGCAGCGGCGCGGGAGAAAGGCAGGGAGAGGCAGGGAGGAGGACGGGAAGGUGGUUGGCAGGGUGAAGAGCGAGCCUUGUGAAGGGAGUGAAUGGGGCGAAGGUGGCAGGAGUAAGGGCGAGGAGGUUGCAAUGCGGUUACCGGGUGACGACGCGGACUUUGCGCAGGCGUUACAGCGGUACGAGCAGCGGCAGCUGCAGGUGCUGGAUAGCGAGCAGAUUGAUAAGCUCUGGAUGCGGUUGUGA
Messenger RNA from Closterium sp. Yama58-4, 1719 nucleotides. Lineage: Eukaryota; Viridiplantae; Streptophyta; Zygnematophyceae; Desmidiales; Closteriaceae. The record is from the annotation of a GenBank genome assembly.